UUGUCUCGACAUGUCCCUGGUAAGAGGCAGCCGCUUCCUGACGCCGGCCGGGAGGAAGCCGCCCAAAGGCCGAAGGAAGAAGCCGCCGGCCAAGCAGGAGUGGGACGCCACUGUUCAGGACCUCACCGUGCACCGUGCGACUCCUGAGGAACUGGUGCGGCGCCAUGAGAUGCAUAAGUCAAAGAACAAAGCCCUGGUACGUUCGGAAUUGCAAGAGAAGGCGUUAAAGAGCAAAUGGAAGAAACAGAAGGCAAGAGUUCCUGAGUCUUUGGAAAGAAGAAAACUGGCCCUAAUGAGAGAGAUCCUUUCUGACCAGUACCAUAUGCAGGAUGUCCUGGAGAGAUCCGAUCGGGCCAUGGCUGUGGUGAAGGACCUGUUCGGAGAUGCCCCUCGCAGGCACAUAGGCUUCCCGAAUGUGACGGUGGCUCCUGACUGUGACGCAGAAUCCACUCAAGGACCCAUUGCACAACAGCGGGAUCCCCCUACGCAGCUCUCCGUUCUUAGUGAGUCCAUCAUGGAUCCCCAGGCUCUCAAUGAAGUAGGGGAGAGCUCUUCUGGCUUCCCGCUUGAGGGUGAGAACAUCCAAGAUGCGUCUUUCAACUCCGGAUCCAUCACUGACGGAAGCAGGGCGUCCCACCUUCCGAAAGAGAAGGGCUCCCUGGCCAGUUGCCACGGAAAGGCUAUUAAACAGCGAGCAGACGCCACCUCGACGCAGGAAGCAAAUGCGCUUGCGACUCCAGCAGCAGACCAUCCGUCGCUGGACUGUACAGCCCUUAAUGCCACCAACGCUGUGAGGAGAGUCCACUCAAGACUCGAGAACGAGGAGCAGAUUGCUGACAUCACGUACAUAGUGCAGCAGGUCCUGAGUGCCAGCCUGAAGAAGCAGAAGCAGAUUUCAGCCAAAGUGAAGAAAACUCCCACCGCGCUGACGCCAGCCAGACAGAAGAAGGCUCGCUUGAACUCCGCCCCCAUUCCGAGCGGCCGCGUGUCCAGCCUCGAUGUCUUGAACCAGAUGAUGCGUGACGUGGAGCAGGAAAUGGACGACUACGAGCGGUGGACGGGGCAGGAGGUCCAGCAAGCGCCCAGCAGCCACGGGCUCUCUGGAUUUACUUACUCGCUGGUGAACGCUCUGUGUCGGGUGAUGCGCUUUUUGAAAGAGGGCGAGGCAAGACUGCGCCAGGAAGUGCUGAGCAGGCAGCAGCUCGAAGGGGAAGUGAAUGAACAGAGAGCGCUCAUCGACGCCCUGACGGCUGAAAUCCUCCUUGUGAGAGAAGAGAAUCUCAUGUUACAGAGCAAACUUCAGCAGUACAUGUUUGUCACCGAUGAACAGCUGACUUCGCUCACACGCACACUUAAAGGGCUCCCCCCCUCAGAAUCUAAUGGAACGAGAAGCCCAGGGGAGACCGGAGGGCUUUCGAUCCGGAGUCCAGAGGCUGCUCAGGGAGGCCCUCGUUUAAAUUAUGUCGGGCCAAAGACCGAUACCUUCAGAGGUGAAAAGAUGCCGGAGCCCUCGCAAAGAGAUCUUCCCAGUCGAGGCCCAAUGAUGCCGAAUCCUUCAGGCCUCGCAGAAGUUGACCAGGUUUUAUCAGCUCCUCCAAUCCAGCCCGCCAUCUUGCUUUCUCCGCCUCAGCAAAAGAACAGCCAGACAUCGCCGCCUCCUCAGGAUGAAUCCACCAGGAGAGAGCCGGAUCACAAAGAGAGGUCUUCUGUCUCGGGCAAACCGCUGGCGAGAUGGGAGGACGGUGCCCUCUUCCCCCAGAGAGACAGAGUUCCCACGGCAACCGGAGCCCUGCAGAGCUCCCUACAGGCCGACAGCCCCCCCGUCCCAAGCUCCUCUUCUGUGGCGGCGAGACCAGGCCCUGGCGGCUUUGCCGAGAAACCCAGUUUUGGCCCGUCCGCAACGUGUGCGCAGGACGAUGACCUGCAGAGGCAGAUAGCCGAACUCACAUUCCAGAACUCCCUGAUCAGAGCUCAGCUGAGCAAAUUCCUGGAGUCUCCUCCACAGGCAGGCGAGAGUUCUGAGCAGCCAAGCGCAACGCGGAAUGCCUCGGGCAAGGAGGGGCAGGAAAGCAGCCAAGCCCCGAGCAGCUCGGAAGAGCCACCCAAGAGCCUGGACCAGCGGAUAGCAGAGCUGAACCGCCAAAGCGCCGAAGCGCGCGGCAAACUGCUGCAGCUGAUCAGCCAGCAGAAACUGGCCACCUUAGUCUCUGUCUCUCCGCCCAUUUCACCAAUCCCGUCACCCGCUGUAACCCUGACCGAAAGCGGAAGGAGGAAAAUUGAGGUGACUGUUCCGGUGGCAGAGACUCUGGACAGUUCCGAAGAAAAUAUCCCUUCCCCUGCCAGUGGGGCCAGCGCAAGAAGAUCUUCAGGCGCUUCAAGCCAGAUGAGCCUACCACACGGCGCUGCAGUGGGAAACGCACCGCUGAUACCCAACAAUCGCAAGGUUAAGGCUGAAAAGCAAAGAGAAGAAGGAUGGUUUGCCUUGUCGAUGCAUGUGAAGUAGCCCCGUGCCCAGCCUGGGUGUUCAGCUGGUUUUUAAUUCAUUCUUGUACAGUUCUCCAGCCUUUUGUGGCAGAAUCUGGAAAAUGUCUCUUGGCCAAUGCUGUAUGUGGGGACCCCUCCCUGCUGUGUGCUUCACAGGGCUGCUGGUAUCAAUGGCUCCCCACAUGGCCCUCUCUCUGCUGUGGCCUUGAUACCCAAGAGAGAUCCCUUCUGAGCUGAAUACCAAAGAAAACAGCUGCUAGAGGGUUCCCCAUCUGUUCUUUGAGACUCAUCUCUGAUGCAGAACACAAAACGGAGACCUCUGAAAUUGAAACUGCUGUGUGCAGUUAAUGGGUUGGAUUCGGGGGAGGAUUGGGGGGGACAGUUUCGCUUAUCUUACCGCAGAUGUUCUGGGGGGGGGGAGGUCUCAUGUCCCUGCAGGAACAGCAUUUGGGGCUACAGGAGGAGAAAGUAAGCAAGGCAGUUGUGCUACUUGAGUGAAAAUCUCUUCCAUCCGUGGAAUUUCCCCUGGAUCCAAGCUGGUGGUUUUUAGAAGGGCCAGACAUGACAUUGAUAGUGUGACUGGAGAACUGUAAAUUCAUUGUUUUAAGGUUGCAUCUUUUGGAUGGAAUGACAUUGCGGUGGUAUGAAACUGAUUUGGUCUUGACUGUAAUAUUCUAGGGUUUGUGUCUUUCGACAGCAAUACAAAUAAAACUUUUAAAAGAG
Heteronotia binoei (common prickly gecko) is the source of this 3207-nucleotide messenger RNA. RefSeq names its product spindle and centriole associated protein 1 (gene SPICE1). The transcript is spliced from 17 exons. Gene Ontology annotation, cellular component: spindle; centrosome; centriole. Gene Ontology annotation, biological process: metaphase chromosome alignment; mitotic spindle assembly; regulation of centriole replication. Lineage: Eukaryota; Metazoa; Chordata; Lepidosauria; Squamata; Gekkonidae. The record is from RefSeq and is a predicted model, not a curated record. Bases 11 to 2503 code for a protein of 830 amino acids.